Molecule: messenger RNA, 1941 nt
Organism: Centruroides sculpturatus (bark scorpion)
Lineage: Eukaryota; Metazoa; Arthropoda; Arachnida; Scorpiones; Buthidae
Product: multidrug resistance-associated protein 4-like
Exons: 11
Coding region: 134-1717 (527 amino acids)
Biological process (GO): transmembrane transport
Cellular component (GO): membrane
Molecular function (GO): ATP binding; ATP hydrolysis activity; ABC-type transporter activity
Source: RefSeq, a predicted model, not a curated record
UAAGAGAAUCCAUAGCCAAAAUAUUUCAUUAAAGACAAAAUCUUUCUACAACAGCAGUGAAGAAUUUUAUCAUAGUGAAGAAUUCAACAUAUAUGUUUACUUUGCAUUGAUUUGUGCAGUAUUCCUCGCGGCGAUGCUUUCUGAAUUAUUAUUGUUUCGAAUGUUCACAACUGCAUCUUUCAAACUUCAUAACGAUAUGCUUCGUUGUAUUAUUCGAACUCCAAUAUCAUUUUUGGAUAACAAUCCUGUUGGAAAAAUUUUAAAUCGGUUUUCCAAAGAUGUUAAUAAUAUGGACGAUACGUUACCUUCUAUUUAUUACCAAUUGAUAAGAGGAUACAGACUUUAUGUUGGCAUGUUUUUGAUUCAAGCGAUAAUAUGCCCUUAUCUACUAAUAUUAAUCUGUGUUCUUUCAAUCCUUUUCUAUUUUUUGUGGACUGUCCAUAACAGAGUGUUGCAAAGCAUAAAAUAUUUGGAAGGAAAAUAUAGAAGUCCAGUAUUUUCUCAUCUAAGUGUAUCUCUUUAUGGAAUUACAACCAUCAGAGCAUUUAAUGCUGAAAGUAAAUUUAUAUCCACUUUUAAUAAAUAUCAAGAUAGACACAAUGCAAUAUGGUUUAUUUUCUUAGCGUUAAAUCGAUGGAUUUCUACAUAUGGUCACAUCGUUUGUUUCAUAAAUAUAAUUAUUACUGUUCUUGUUUUCAUCGUUUCAAUUAAUACAGAUGAUGCAGGAAGCAAACUCGGACUUGUUAUGAAUUACGGAUUAAUGAUAUUUUGUUACUUUCAAUUGCUUAUUAAACAAACAUCUGAAAUGGAAUUUCAGAUGAACUCGGUAACACGCAUUAUGAAUUAUAGCAAAUUGAAAUCAGAAGCAUCAUACGAAACGUCAUCUGAUAAAAAGCCACCAUCUGAUUGGCCACAAAAAGGUGAAAUUCAGUUUGAUAAUGUUUGUUUACAAUAUGCCAAGGAUAAAAAUACUGUUUUAAAAAACUUAACAUUUUGUAUUCACUCGGGAGAAAAGAUAGGAAUUGUUGGGAGAACAGGAGUGGGAAAGAGUUCAUUAAUAGCUGCGUUAUUUCGUAUGUCAGAGCCAACAGGAACGAUUACAAUUGACGGUAUUGACACAAAAGAUAUUGGUCUACAGGAUCUACGUAGCAAAAUAUCGAUCAUUCCUCAAGAUCCAAUGUUAUUUACUGGUCCUCUUCGAAAAAAUAUUGAUCCUUUCGAUGAAUAUUCAGAAGAAACUCUCUGGCAAGCAAUAGAAGAGGUGCAAUUAAAAGAAGUUAUUGGUAAAUUACCUGGCGGAUUAGAUACACAUUUAACAGAAGGAGGGAAAAAUUUCAGCGUUGGACAAAGACAAUUAAUUUGCCUUGCCAGAACCAUUCUUCGUCAGAAUAAAAUUCUUGUCAUGGACGAAGCAACAUCCAAUAUUGAUAAAAGCACUGAUUUCUGCUUACAAAAGAUACUUCGUGAGAAAUUUAAAUCUUGUACAGUGCUGACAAUAGCACAUAGAUUACAUACAAUUAUCGAUUCGGAUAGAGUUUUGGUACUUGACAAGGGAAAAGUACAGGAAUUUGACUCGCCAUAUGAAUUAUUAAAGAAUGUAAAUGGUACUUUUUAUAAUUUGGUAAAGAACACAGGAGUAACUUCAAUGAAUGAGUUAUGUAAAAUUGCGAAACAUAAGUAUUAUGUUAAACAAAAUAUCGUAAAAACGAAAUUAUAAGAGCAUUGGAACGUCAUUGAUAUGCAAUAUCUGUUGUAGUCUUGUGUUAUUUUUUCAAUCCUUAUCUCGAAAUAACGCUUUUUGAAUAGAUAAACACUAAACAUUUGAUAAUAUUUGCGAGUUUUAUUGUAAAAUGCAUAGAAGUUAUUAUAAAAUAUGUAUUUAAGACAAUAUUGUUUCAAAUAUUUAUAAUUUCCAGAAAAGUUAUGAAUUUCACAGAUGUA